AUGAUGAGACCCGGGGGAGGAACAAAUGGUGUGGCCAGUGGGCAGUUUGUUGGGGAGGGGGGUGCAGACUGCAUUGCAUUUAUUUCAUUAUAUAUUGGAAUACGGUUUUAUUCUUUUGCUUUCCUUUCCUAUGCAGUGACAGAGAGUCGCGGGGUUGUGGACAGCCUGCAGAGGUUUUCCUCGCUCCCUGCUUAUCUCCCCACGAGCUUCCACAUCUCCAACGCCGAGGAGUCCUUCUUCCUGAAAGAAGCCAACCAGGACCUCACGCGAAACUCCAGCCUGCAGGCCCGGGUGGAGUCGUUCUUCAUCCAUCGAGCCAGGAGCCCCCCUGUCAUCAAUGCCAGCUACGGCCCAUUUUCUGUUGAGAAGACAAUCCCUCCAGAGCUCAUGUUGACAUCUACACCCUUUGGAAACAUGGGGAAAUUUCCCUUCAACUGGAAGUUGAAAUCCCACAUCCUCGACAGCUCCAUCUACUCGAACAGACCCAAAGUGCAGACCUUGUUUUACGUCACUGGCAUGGGCUGGGAUGACAGCAACGCUGCAGAAAAUCUACCCUGUGUUAAGAUGUUUGCUUUCCCUGAGGCCAGGGAAGUGGCAGCCAGCUGUCGGCUGCAAGGGGCCCCGGGGUUGUGUGUGGCUGAGCUGGAGCUGCUGCCUGAGUGGUUCAGCUCUGGCCUGGACCUGGAGCCCGAAGAGGAGAUCCCAGGCCUGCUGGGGGGCACUGCGAUGGAGCUGUUCUUCUCGCUGUACCCAGCGGAUGCGGCUGGCCAGUGUCCCCUGGAGGAGGAAGGCAAGUGGGAGAACAACAUCCAUUCGGGCCAGGAGGGCCCCCAGCAGGCAUUUCCCGCCCGGGAGAGGAUCGGGAGUGUUGUGGUCUAUCCAACUCAAGAUGAUCUGAAGUGGUCCUUGGUGAACCUGGACAGGAACAUUGUCAUCUCUGUACCUCUGAACCUCGUCCGGGAAGGGGACACGGCCACUUUCUUGGUCUCUUUGACCAGUGGCUCUGUGGCAGAUCAUUUCACUCUUAGAAUUAAGGCAGCAGCAGGAGUGAAGAUAAUGACUGUGAGAAUCAGCAGCGAAGACCAGUGGGCAGUCCAGGAAGAGAUCGACAAUGGCAGCACCGAGACGACGGCCACCCUCACCUGCAUGGGCCAUCCCCCGGACACGCGGAGCAGAGCAAAUGGUUCCUUCUAUGAAAUCUUGCAAGUAGACUUUGGAAUUGACAACAGCAGUGGCCUGGCUGGGGCUCAGCAAAUUACCUGGCAGGUAGAGUACCCAGUCGAGGAUACCAUGAGUGAGCUGGUCGUCUCUGAGAUCUUCGUCAGCCAGACAACCUUUGUGGGCAUCGUCCCUCUUGCAAUGGACACGGAGCUUCUCAACACCGCCGUCCUCACCGGAAAGCCUGUCGCGGUUCCCGUCAGAGUCGUGGCGGUUCAGGAGGACGGGUCCGUGCUCGACGUGUCGGAGUCUGUGGAAUGCAAGUCUGCGGAUGAAGACGUCGUUAAGGUUUCCAACAACUGUGAUUCCAUUUUUGUGAAUGGGAAGGAAAUGAAGAGCAAGGUGGACACAAUUGUGAACUUCACCCACCAGCACUUCACCUCCCAGUUUGAGGUCACUGUGUGGGCACCCCGACUACCCCUGCAGAUUGAGAUCUCGGACACGGAGCUGAGUCAGAUCAAGGGCUGGAGGAUCCCAGUGGCCUCCAACAGAAGGCCUACCCGGGAGAGUGAUGAUGAGGAAGACGAGGAGAAGAAGGGACGAGGGUGCUCCCUGCAGUACCAGCACGCCGCGGUGCGCGUCCUCACCCAGUUUGUAGCCGAGUCGCCUGAUGCAGGUCAAAUGACCUACAUGCUGGGCCCCGACUGGCAGUUUGACAUCACCGACCUCGUGACCGAGUUCAUGAAGGUGGAGGAGCCGAAAAUUGCUCAGUUGCAAGAUGGCAGGACCCUUGCUGGUCAGGAGCCAGGAAUAACCACAGUACAGGUCCUCUCGCCUCUCUCUGACUCCAUUCUGGCUGAGAAGACAGUGAUUGUCCUGGAUGACCGAGUCACCAUUGCAGAACUGGGUGUGCAGCUUGUGGCUGGCUUAUCUCUUUCCCUGCAGCCUCACCGAGCAGACAAAAGGGCCAUUGUCUCAACAGCAGCUGCCCAGGAUGUUCUUCAAGCCCCACAACAGGAAGCAAUAGUCAGUUCUUGGAUAUUGUUCAGUGAUGGUUCAGUGACACCUCUAGACAUUUACGAUACCAAGGAUUUUUCAAUUACUGCCUCAUCAUUGGACGAAAUGGUGGUGUCUGUCCAGCCAAACCUUGAGUCCAGAUGGCCGGUUGUGAUUGCAGAAGGUGAAGGGCAAGGACCCUUGAUUAAGUUAGAAAUGAUGAUUAGUGAACCUUGUCAGAAGACCAAGAGGAAGAGUGUUCUUGCUGUGGGUAAAGGAAAUAUCAAGGUCAAAUUUGAACCAGGUAUUGAGCACCAAGGAGGCACCAAUGAUAUUGAGGGGAUAAAUCGGGAAUAUAAAGACCACCUCAGUAAUUCCAUAGAGCGUGAAGGGAACCAGGAGAGAGCAGUUCAGGAAUGGUUCCAGCAUGGCGCAUCAGUUGGCCAAGAGGAAAGUACCAAUAAAAGCACAACCCCACAGUCUCCUAUGGAAGGGAGGGAUAAGAAGUUACUUAGGAGUGGUGGUCCAGAUACCUUCACAAGCUUCCCCACUCAAGGGAAGUUACCGGAACCCAAUAAUCCUGGUGAUCUUACAGUGACCUCAAGAGGGUUAACAGACUUGGAGAUUGGCAUGUAUGCCCUGCUCUGUGUCUUCUGCCUGGCCAUUCUGGUCUUCUUAAUCAACUGUGUGGCAUUCGCUUGGAAAUAUAGACACAAAAGGUUUGCUGUGAGUGAGCAAGGCAGCAUCCCCCAUUCCCAUGACUGGGUCUGGCUGGGGAAUGAAGUGGAACUUCUGGAGAACCCCGUUGACAUCACACUCCCAUCAGAGGAGUGCACCACCAUGAUAGACAGGGGGCUGCAGUUUGAGGAGAGGAACUUCCUUCUGAAUGGCAGCUCCCAGAAGACUUUCCAUAGUCAACUGCUCAGACCUUCUGACUAUGUCUAUGAGAAAGAAGUUAAAAAUGAACCUAUCAGUUCUUCGGGCCCAAAGAGGAAGCGAGUCAAGUUUACUUCCUACACCACCAUCCUCCCAGAGGACGGCGGCCCCUACACCAACUCCAUCCUGUUUGACAGUGAUGACAACAUCAAGUGGGUCUGCCAAGAUAUGGGGCUGGGGGACUCGCAGGACUUUAGAGACUAUAUGGAAAGACUGCAAGACCAGAUGUAA
Messenger RNA from Cynocephalus volans (Philippine flying lemur), 3321 nucleotides. RefSeq names its product transmembrane protein 132B. The record is from RefSeq and is a predicted model, not a curated record. Lineage: Eukaryota; Metazoa; Chordata; Mammalia; Dermoptera; Cynocephalidae. The transcript has 8 exons. The coding region runs from base 1 to 3321 and encodes 1106 amino acids.